GCACUGCUCAUCAGAGGCGUGAAUGUCCACUUUUUGUUCAAGUGAAAGGCGAUGGGAACUUUCAAUGCCAGUUUAGGGAAAGGCUUCAUAUUAGUAGGCUUCUCUGAUUUCCCUCAACUGGAAGUUUUCCUCUUUGUCUUUAUUCUAGUCUUUUAUCUGCUAACUCUCCUUGGCAACACCACCAUCAUUGCUCUCUCAAGGCUGGAUGUCAGAUUGCACACACCCAUGUACUUUUUCCUCUCCCAUCUUUCUUUCCUGGACCUGUGCUACACCACAAGCACUGUACCACAGCUUCUCAUUAACCUCUGUGGGUUGGAUAGGACCAUCAGCUAUGGAGGCUGUGUGGCUCAGCUCCUCAUUUUCCUUGCCUUGGUCUCCACAGAGUGUCUGCUCCUGGGGGUCAUGGCCUUUGACCGUUAUGCGGCUGUGUGCCGUCCACUGCACUACACGACCAUUAUGCACCCUCAGCUGUGUCAGGGACUGGCCAUCUCCUCCUGGGUUUCUGGCCUUGUGAACUCUGUGAUUCAGACAGGACUUGUUAUGGCCAUGCCCCUCUGUAGCCAUCGGCUGAAUCACUUCUUCUGUGAGAUGCCCAUAUUCCUGAAAUUGGCUUGUGAAGACACUAAUGGAACGGAGGUCAAGAUGUUUGUGGCCCGAACAAUAAUCUUGAUCUUUCCUGCUGCACUGAUUCUGGGCUCCUAUGGACACAUUGCCAGAGCAAUUCUGAGAAUCAAGUCAAUGGCUGGACGAAGAAAGGCCUUUGGAACUUGUGGGUCCCACCUCAUUGUGGUUUCUCUGUUUUACGGCUCAGGCAUAUAUACAUACCUCCAACCUAUCCACAGAUAUUCAGAGAACGAGGGAAAGUUUGUUGCUGUUUUUUAUACUAUACUCACCCCCAUUCUCAACCCUUUAAUAUAUACUCUGAGGAACAAGGAUGUGAAGGGGGCUCUGUGGAAAGUACUUGGGAAAGGCACAGACUUAGUGUAAGAGGAGGAAGUAAGACUAUUGUCUGUGAUAUCACCCAUAAUCUGAAACCCACCUUUGAGGGACACUAGUGACAGCCCUCAGGGUCC
Messenger RNA from Mus musculus (house mouse), 1073 nucleotides. RefSeq names its product olfactory receptor family 2 subfamily Y member 1D (gene Or2y1d). The transcript has a single exon. Gene Ontology annotation, cellular component: plasma membrane; membrane. Bases 52 to 987 code for a protein of 311 amino acids. NCBI's taxonomy places the organism in Eukaryota, Metazoa, Chordata, Mammalia, Rodentia, Muridae. Gene Ontology annotation, biological process: signal transduction; G protein-coupled receptor signaling pathway. The record is from RefSeq and is marked validated. Gene Ontology annotation, molecular function: G protein-coupled receptor activity; olfactory receptor activity.